CAUUCGAUCAGAGAAAAGGUCGAUUUAUUUUUAGCCAUGUUGUCUUUUCAAGUAGUUGGUUUUGUUUUUUUGUUAUUCUGUGUCUGCGAUGUAUUUUCGCAUGGCAAUGAUAGUGGUUUAGAAGAAGAAAGUGCUCUUGGGCCUUCAAAUGAUAGCCAAUUGAUAUUUGCGCAUGUUAUCUAUCGUCAUGGUCAUCGAAAUACCAUCAGUUAUCCAGGACUGUAUCCAAAUGACCCAUAUAUUAAUGAAACUCAUUGGCCUGGUGGAUUUGGAGAGCUCACAAAUGAAGGUAAAAGACAACAUUUCAAAUUGGGACAAUAUUUCCGAAGAAGAUAUUACAAACUUCUUGGCGAUAAAUAUUCAUCGAAAAAGGUGUACGUGCGUUCGUCUAACACGGAUCGUACUUUGAUGUCGGCACUUGCCAAUUUAGCUGGCCUAUUUCCACCACACGCUGAAGAGAAAUGGAAUGAAGACAUUGCAUGGCAACCGAUUCCAGUUCACACAAUGCCUUUGAAUUUGGACUAUGCGUUGCGUGGGGCAGAGGAUUGUCCAAGAUAUUCUGCAGCUCUCGAGAAAUUCAAAAAUGAAUCACCAGAAUUGAAACGGCUUCUUAAAGAAAAUAAAGAAAAUAUCUUGUACUGGUCGAAAAUGUGCGGAUCGAAUUUAACCACCAUUGAAGAGAUUACCCAGUUAUAUGGGAUACUCAUUGUUCAAAAAGAACAUAAUAAAACACUUCCUGAUUGGGCACGAAAAGCAAUCGAAUCAAAUGGUGCUUUGGAGUCCAUUGCGUUUUUUAAAUAUCAAAUGAAAACGAGUACUAAAGAGUUGGCUCGACUGUGGUCAGGAUUUUUGAUUAAAGAAAUGUUUGAACGUUUCGCGCAAAAGAUAAACUCAACGUUGGAGCCAAAUCGUUCACUGUGGAUCUAUUCUGCUCACGAUUCGACAAUUAUUAGUCUUUUGAACAGCCUUGGAGUUGUUGAGCCACAUAAACCACCAUUUGCAUCGAGUGUACAUUUGGAAUUAUACAAAGUUGGCGAAAAAGAGCACUACAUUCAAAUCUUCUACAGAAAAUCGGGUGAAGAAAUCCUUCUGCCAUUGAAUAUACCGAAUUGUGGGGAAAGGUGUUCUCUGGAUCAAUUGUUUAAAUUGUAUUAUGAUAUUAUACCUAUUCGUGAUCAUGACACUGAAUGCCGUCUUCCCAAGUAGAUACGGCUGAAAAUGUUCAGUGAAUUUUAAAUGCAUACCUUUGUUGAGCGUGAAAUCGACUAAUCGAAAAGCCUAGCGAAAAGCAUAUAUAUCAAAUUUAGUUCCAAUUAAUGAUAAAGUUCAGUACAUACUCAAUAUGUGUAUUCAUUUAUUCGAAUAAAUUUUCAGUAAAGAGAUAA
Molecule: messenger RNA, 1385 nt
Organism: Contarinia nasturtii (swede midge)
Lineage: Eukaryota; Metazoa; Arthropoda; Insecta; Diptera; Cecidomyiidae
Product: lysosomal acid phosphatase-like
Exons: 5
Coding region: 37-1206 (389 amino acids)
Biological process (GO): dephosphorylation
Molecular function (GO): phosphatase activity
Source: RefSeq, a predicted model, not a curated record